This is a messenger RNA of Cuscuta epithymum, 688 nucleotides long. Lineage: Eukaryota; Viridiplantae; Streptophyta; Magnoliopsida; Solanales; Convolvulaceae. The record is from the annotation of a GenBank genome assembly.
UUUUUAUUUAUCAUUAGGCCUUGUUUGUUUCCGGAAGUUGGAAACGAGAUCCAGAUGCCGGGAAAAGGGAAUCUUCCGUCGCCUUCAUCGCCACCGUUGGCAACGGCUGACUCACAAUUCUUCGGUCUGUUGACCGAUCUUCUUCAGGAGGUUGAGUCUCUAUCUAAUCAAGAGGAAGUGGAGUUACGUGCCAAGAUACAAUCCCUUGGUCUGGAAGUCACUAAAGUUCCUUCAAAAUCAGCACAUAAUCUUGAUGAGAUGGAGAUUGCUAAUGAGUUGGAUAAGUUAUCAUCAAAGCUAAAGGAUGUAGACGAUAUGGUUUCCUCAGCAAUGGCGACCGAUCCACAGGUCAUGUCUCUCUUAAGCAGCACUUCUGAUUUGUGGAUGCCCGUUGUUACUGCAAGUACGACUGAUCGAAAGAAUUUUACAGGGACGGUUAGCGGGGAGAAUCAUGAAGUGGUGAGGAAACAUUCCAAGUAGUUCUCUAGUGUUAUUAUUUUACUCAUCAUGUUACGUUUUGCCAUUCUUAAUGGAGCUUUGUAAUACUUCGCAUAACACUAGUGAUAUAUAGUUAUAGUAACUUUUGUAGUGGUUUUGUAAAAUAAGGAGCCCUAAUGCAUUAAAUCUUUAAUUAAAUAGAACUAUAUACUUGUACGAUUGAGCAAAAUAAAAGUAUUGAUGUUUAAGA